This is a messenger RNA of Drosophila hydei, 2029 nucleotides long. RefSeq names its product angiogenic factor with G patch and FHA domains 1. Gene Ontology annotation, molecular function: protein binding; nucleic acid binding. Lineage: Eukaryota; Metazoa; Arthropoda; Insecta; Diptera; Drosophilidae. The transcript is spliced from 9 exons. The record is from RefSeq and is a predicted model, not a curated record. The coding region runs from base 138 to 1970 and encodes 610 amino acids.
AAAAACAUUUUACCGGUGGAAAAGUACGAUGCGCCACAACUAUAGAGACGCCGCCUGAGUGAACAACUAAAACAAAGUGAUUGUCAUAAAAUAAUGACAAUUAAACAACAAUUUAGUUGCGGAAACCUAAAUUAACAAUGUCAGAGACAGCCGAUACCAUCCAGGCGGCGACAGAGGAUGCUUCAGCACACGAUUUCAUCGAACUGAAAUCCAUGGAAGAUGUUGAGAAAUUGGAGCAAACCCAAAUUUACGCUUACAUAGAAAAAUUGCAUGGAAUUAUAAGAAAAUAUGAUACAAAGAUUGCAUCAUAUAAACAAAAGCUAAAACAUUUUCUCAAUAAGGAAACGAAAUGUUCAGAUGCAAAAUUGGCGAAUGGCGAUGCAAAAGGAACGCAGGAUAAUGGCGUGGACGAAGAAGAGGGAAAAGAGCUUUCGGCCACGGCUGCGUUUAGUUUUGUCGAUGAAAUGCGUCAAGCGGCGAAACAUGCAGAAAACUUGAACAAUUUCGUCUAUGAGCCGACAUCGGGCAUGUACUAUGAUCCCAAGACGGGCUACUACUAUAAUGCGGAAUAUGGUCUCUAUUAUGAUGGCAAUACGGGCUGCUAUUACAGCUAUGAUCAGUCGAAAGAUUCGUAUGAAUUUCAUUCCCAGGCACAGGUGCAGGCAAACAGCGCCGCAACCAACGCCGAAAAGGAGCAGCCGGAUAAUGAGGAGGAUAAUCUACACGAUGACGUUGAGUUCGAUGAGUAUGGUGGAGUGAUCACAGACAAAGCUACGCUGCAGCAAAUCAAGGCGGAGAAGCAAAAGCUCAGAGAUCGCGCAGCCAAGAGCAAACGUAAAGCCAAGAAGCAUGCGAAGAAGAAGAAGAGAAAGGAUCAUCGUCACAAGUCGAAGAAGCGUCACAAGGAUUCGGACAAUGAGGAGAGUCGCAAGCGCAAAUCCCGCGAUGUGGAAGAUGGCGAACUGUCACAAUCGUCGAGCAGCUCCAGCUCAGAGUCGAGCGAUGCGGAGAGCAGCAACAGCAACGCAGAGGACGACAAUGAGGAGGCCUCUGGCGUGCCCAUUUUCAAGUCCAACAGUCGCUUUCAAGACAUUGCCAAAAAGUAUCCACCCUCGCUGCGCAUCAUUGUGCAGGAAACGAACGUGCAGGAGCUGACAGUGGGCAGCCUCCAUUUGAUUACCUACAAAGGCGGCUCGCUGGGCAGGGAAGGAGUACACGAUGUCAUCAUUCCAGAUGUGAAUGUCAGCAAGUGCCAUCUAAACUUUCACUACGAUAGAAAGCAGGGCGUCUACAAAUGCCGUGAUUUGGGCUCUCGCAAUGGCACCAUUCUCAACGGAUCGCGCAUGUCCGAGUCGAAGGAAGCUAGCGAAACAUUGGAUCUAGUGCAUGGCAGCAUCAUUGCCAUUGGGCAGACCAAGUUGCUCUGCCAUGUGCACGAAGGCAAUAGCACUUGUGGCUUGUGUGAGCCAGGACUGCUCAUUGAGACGCAACCAGCGGCAACUGUGGCAGCUGUAGCUGCCAACGUGCUCUCACACAAGGAGCAGCUGAAGAAGCUACAAAAGAAAUAUGGCUUAGAGAAUGAAAAAUUUGUGGAGACGAGCGCCAAUCCCAAUCCAAAUUAUAAUGAUCGCAGCGCCCAGCGACGCAUCAAAGUGGGUAGCAGCACGGAUAAGGAGAAGACCGAGGUGGCCUGCGUGCAUACUGAAAUCGCCAGCUCCAACAAAGGCUUCAAAAUGCUCAGCCAACUUGGCUGGCAAAAGGGCGAAACUCUGGGCAAGGGCAAUCAAGGAUUGCUAACUCCUAUCAAUGUGGUGGCCAAUGAGGGCACCACUGGCUUGGGCAGCAGCGAUCCUUUGGCCAAGAGCGCCUCGCGAUCCGUGGAUAAACGCAAGUUGGCCAACUUGAAGAUAACUCAAGCGCGUUAUCAGCGCGCGAAAGAUAUAUUCGUAUUGUCCGAUGAGAGCGAUUAAUGAAAUUUCUUGUUUUUGUUGCUUUUUGUUUUUUAAGUUUGAAACACAUUUAAUUAACA